AGUGAACUCCAAAACUUGUUUCAAUACGUAAAAGAAUAUGCUUUCACUAGUCAGCCUUUUCGCAAUCGCCUCCAUUGCAGUUCCUACGGCUCUUGCACAUGGCGGGGUUCUGUCAUACGUCAAUGCCGGGAACUGGUAUCAAGGCUGGGCUCCAUACAACAGUCCUACCGGACAAACCACUAUUCAGCGUCCUUGGUCAACCUACAACCCUAUCACUGUUGCAACUGACCCUACCAUUGCUUGCAAUGACGACGGUACCUCUGGGGCACUCCAGCUUACUGCUACUGUUGCUGCCGGCUCCGCGAUCACUGCCUACUGGAAUCAGGUCUGGCCUCAUGCAUAUGGACCGAUGUUGACCUACUUGGCACAAUGCCCGGGGUCAACCUGCACUGGUGUGAACGCGAAUACUCUUAAAUGGUUCAAGAUCGAUGAGGCUGGUCUUUUGUCUGGUUCUAUCGGCGAUGGAUACUGGGGUUCCGGCAAGAUGAUUGACCAGAACUCAUCCUGGACCACGACCAUUCCUUCGUCUGUACCCUCUGGCAAUUAUCUGAUCCGGUUCGAGACUAUUGCACUCCACUCUCUUCCUGCUCAAUUCUAUCCGGAAUGUGCCCAGAUCCAAAUCACCGGUGGAGGCAGCCAAGCACCAACCAGUGACGAACUAGUUUCCUUCCCCGGCGCGUACAGUGCUUCCGAUCCCGGCCUUACUGUUGAUCUUUACGCCAACAAUGCUAAGACUGAGACCACUUAUAUCAUCCCUGGGCCUCCUCUCUACGGUAGCGGGACUGGUGCUCCGGCUCCGGCUCCACCCACCACCGCAGCACCUACUUCAACUUCUUUGCCGUCCAGUACCGUUGCUCCUCCCUCCACUACUUCAACAGCGGCAGGUACCAUCGCUCAAUACGGCCAGUGCGGAGGUUCCGGUUACACGGGACCGACAGGAUGUGCCGCGCCGUUCACUUGCCAAAAGUUGAAUGACUACUAUUCUCAAUGUCUGUAAACGCGGAAUGAAGACUGUCUCUGUAUUAUUAUGACCUCGUAUUGUUCCAACGCUGUAUCGACCCGCUCUAUCAAGUGUUCUAUCUCGAAUUUGAACCAUA
Messenger RNA from Somion occarium, 1097 nucleotides. NCBI's taxonomy places the organism in Eukaryota, Fungi, Basidiomycota, Agaricomycetes, Polyporales, Cerrenaceae. The record is from the annotation of a GenBank genome assembly.